AUGUCUACAAACGAAGCAGCCAUAUCAGAUGAAGAGGAUAUAGAACUUCUUCAUGGUUUUGGAGCUCAACCCAUCUCCAGGAACCAAAUGAGAACAACCAAGCGUUGGUCAUUCCACAACAACACUCGACCAAAUUUGGUCGAUUUACCGCUGGAAGUGGGUGGCCCACCAAGAAGGUUGAGUGACAUCACCGGUAUUGAUGGCGUUCACAAACACAUCGAUCCUUUAAGUGAACUAGGAGGGGCACAAUUAUAUUCAACAGAGUCAGGAAGAUUAUUCCACGCGGGGAAAAUCAUAAUCGCCCUUGCUGGUUUGCCAGGCAGAGGCAAAACACACCUAUCGGUAUCUUUGACAAGAUACUUGAGAUGGUUAGGAGUCAAGACACAUUCUUUCCACUUGGGUGAUUAUAGGAGGGCUAGUGCUGAAGACGAUUUGACUCAUGACUUGUUUGUACCAAGCCCAAAAAGCGGAAAAGCUCAUGCGUUGAGAGAAAAAGUGGCCAAUGAAUGCCUUAACGAUAUAUUGAAUUUCUUCAAAAAUGACAAGGGACAGGUUGCCAUAUAUGAUGCCGUGAACGCUAUACCAGAGUUUAGAUUGCAUUUGCAUCGGAAAUUUAAAGAUUUGAAAAUUCAGGUUUUGUUUAUCGAAAGCUUGGUGACUGAUGAUUCUAUUGUGAUGAAAAACAUUGAAGAAGCAGCAAAAUCAUCACCGGAUUACAGAAACUGGGACUAUGAUGCUGCUUACAAAGAUUAUAGUGAAAGAAUCAAUACUCUUGCGCCAUUUUAUAAAGAGAUGGGUUUGAACCAAGAGGAAAAAGAUUUAUCCUACAUCAAAUUUAUAAAUUUUGGAGAAAGAAUUGAGUUGCAUAACUCAAACUAUGGCUACUUGAUCAACAAAGUGGUUUUCUAUCUUAUGAAUGGAAGUAUAAAAUCGGGAUCAGUCUUUUUGGCACGAUGCUAUAAAAACACUUUGGAUUUCAAUCAAGACCCGCCAUUGGAUGAUGAAGGGUUAAAGUAUGCCAAGAACUUGACAGAUACAGUGAUAGCGCAGAUUAAAUCACAGGGCAAGAAUUAUCUCGAUAAAAUUGAAGGCAAACCCGAAUUGCAAAGAGAGCCAUCUGUGGAAAUGAGACAACCAGCCGCAGGCGCUGACGGUGUGAAUGACAAUUCAUUGGUGGUCUGGACAUCAGUAAAGAAAAGGACAAUUGAAACCACGCAGUUUCUUCAAGAGAAAAACAUUAAAGUUAGACAUAGGAUUCAAUUGUCGCAAAAGAACCCCGGUGUGGCGGGAACGCUCAGUGAAGAAGAGAUUGCUAAGCAAUUCCCUGAGGCUUAUUCCCAGUACCUCAAAGAUCCUUAUCAUUACCGUUUCUCACGUGCUGAAUCGUAUCAUGAUUUAGCCAUUAAAAUUGAGCCCUUGAUAUUGGAGAUGGAAAGAAUGAGUGGGGACUUAUUGAUCAUCGCCGAUGAAACGGUAUUAAGAGUAUUGUAUGGAUAUCUCAUGUCGUGUUCUUGUUACGACAUACCCACAUUGGAUUUUAAAUCCGAUGAGAUAAUUGAAAUCAAAUUCAAUGCGUAUUCAAACAGCGCGAAGAGAAUAAAAAUUAAAGGAUCGUAA
Messenger RNA from Lodderomyces parapsilosis, 1617 nucleotides. RefSeq names its product bifunctional fructose-2,6-bisphosphate 2-phosphatase/6-phosphofructo-2-kinase. Gene Ontology annotation, cellular component: cytosol. Gene Ontology annotation, molecular function: fructose-2,6-bisphosphate 2-phosphatase activity; ATP binding; 6-phosphofructo-2-kinase activity. Gene Ontology annotation, biological process: fructose 2,6-bisphosphate metabolic process; fructose metabolic process. NCBI's taxonomy places the organism in Eukaryota, Fungi, Ascomycota, Pichiomycetes, Serinales, Debaryomycetaceae. The transcript has a single exon. The coding region runs from base 1 to 1617 and encodes 538 amino acids. The record is from RefSeq and is a predicted model, not a curated record.